This is a messenger RNA of Polyodon spathula (Mississippi paddlefish), 2144 nucleotides long. It is a transcript of the gene tkfc, whose product is annotated as triokinase/FMN cyclase. Gene Ontology annotation, molecular function: ATP binding; glycerone kinase activity. Gene Ontology annotation, biological process: glycerol catabolic process. Gene Ontology annotation, cellular component: cytosol. Bases 317 to 2056 code for a protein of 579 amino acids. The record is from RefSeq and is a predicted model, not a curated record. The transcript is spliced from 17 exons. Lineage: Eukaryota; Metazoa; Chordata; Actinopteri; Acipenseriformes; Polyodontidae.
CGUUUAACUGUGACAGUGGCCUAUUAAGAAUAACUGCCAACUGAAAUAUGCUUCCGUUUGCAUUGUGCACAGACAUCUGUGAGAUAGUGGGCCAGGACCGGCUUUGCACAAUCACAGGACGUUGAGUGCGAGAGCUGCCCUCUGCUCCGGUUAAGGUUCACUGUGGUUUCAGCUGACUCAGAGCAAAGCAGCGUGGAAUCUAUACAAUCCACCCACCACACAGACCCGUUCAAACCUCCAGCUCGACAUUACUGCCGAGGAGGACACUAAACAGUCGCAUCAUCAUAUUAUUGUAGUACCAGACAGAGGCUGUGGAAUGGAGGUGCACAAUAAGCUGUUGAACUCAGUGGAGGGCUGUGUGGACGAUGCCCUCCUAGGGCUGGUGUGUUUGAACCCGGGUCUGUGCCAGCUGCAGGGGCAGCGUGUGGUUCUGCGCUCGGACCUGAGUUCUCUGAGAGGGAGAGUGGCUCUGCUGUCAGGGGGGGGCUCGGGGCAUGAGCCUGCCCACACGGGCUAUGUGGGCAGGGGCAUGCUCUCAGGCGCAGUGGCUGGAGACGUAUUCAGUUCACCCCCUCCUGGCAGCAUCCUGGCUGCAAUCCGAGCAGUGAUGGAGGCAGGAGCAGAGGGUGUUCUGCUUAUUGUGAAGAACUACACGGGGGACCGGCUGAAUUUCGGAUUGGCUUUGGAGCAGGCGAGGUCCGAGGGGAUGGAUGUUGCCAUGGUGAUCAUCGCUGAUGACUGUGCGUUCACAGAGCCUGGCAAAGCAGGGAGGCGGGGCCUGUGUGGCACUGUCCUCAUUCACAAGCUGGCUGGCGCUCUGGCAGAGGAGGGGCGCCCCUUGGUGGAGAUUGUGGAGCGAGUGAGCCGGGCUGCACAGCACAUUGGCACUCUGGGGGUCAGCCUGUCUCCCUGCUGCCUGCCUGGGGCGUGCCCAACAUUCACCCUCGCAGCAGACCAGAUGGAAUUGGGGCUGGGGAUCCAUGGGGAAGUAGGGAUCAAAAGGUCAAAGAUAGCUUCAGCUGAUGAAGUUGUGACGAUGAUGAUCGAUCACAUGACCGACUCUUCCAGCCAAUCCCAUCUCCCUCUCAAAGCAGGAGACUCAGUGGUGCUUGUGGUGAACAAUCUGGGUGGCCUGUCCUGUCUGGAGAUGGCUGUGGUUGCUGGGUCUGCUGUUCGUUCUCUGGAGAGUCGUGGUGUCAGUGUUGCUCGGGGGAUCUCGGGCUCCUUCAUUACAUCACUGGAGAUGGCCGGCGUCUCCCUCACUCUCAUGGUGACGGACGAGGAGCUGCUCAGACUGUUUGACGCUGAGACGGCAGCCCCGGCCUGGCCAAUCACAGGCCGAGUUCCACUGACUGGGCGGAGCCGGACCAUCCAGCCAGUGCAGAAGGAGAGUGCAGAAGCUGAGAGUGCAGGCACUGAGGGUCCCAGUGCUCUGUUGUCCCGGAGAGUCCUGCAGCAAGUCUGUUCCUCUCUGCUUGCUAUGCAGGAGGAACUCGAUGAACUGGACCGUGCAGCGGGGGACGGAGAUUGUGGAGGCACACACGCCAGGGCGGCACGAGCAAUCCAGGAGUGGCUGGGAGGUCAUGUGAUCCCAGACUGCCCCGCCCAGCUCCUCUCCUCCCUUGCUGGAUUGGUCCAAGAAAGAAUGGGUGGUUCCUCAGGGGCACUCUAUAGUCUCUUCCUGACGGCUGCUGCCCUGCCCCUACGCACCCAAAGUACCCCCGCAGCAUGGGCCGACGCAUUGCAUGCUGGGAUCGAGGCCAUGAAGAGGUAUGGCGGUGCUGAGCCUGGGGACAGGACCAUGUUGGAUGCCCUGUGCCCUGCAGUGCAGGAGUUGGAGGGUCUGCGCUCGUCGCCCCCUGGUGGAGAGAUGAAGGUGCUGGAGCGGGCUGUGCAGCAAGCUGAGUUGGGGGCGGAGUUGACUCGUGAUCUCACAGCAAGGGCAGGCAGAGCCAGUUACAUUAGCGCGGCGAGACUCCGCCUCCCUGACCCUGGUGCUAUCGCUGUGGCUGCCAUCCUGAGAGCUGUGCUGACCUCAUUGAAGAGUGGAGCAUAGGGCAGCAAAGCACAUACACUGAUGCUAACACAGACACUAACACACACAGACACUAACACAGUCACGCACACACAGGCACUAACACAGA